GUCUCCCCAGCAGCGAGCGCCCCGGACGCCAGGACCCCCAGGACCCCCGGAGGCAAAUACUCGUUAGCACGUUCUCACCCGGCCAUCCCGCCCAGCUCCCCCCCAGGCCUGCGACCCCAGCCCCCGCUGGCCCUUUGUCCCCGGCCCGGCCCCGCUCUGACCGCAGGCUCCGCCUUCGCUCCUGACCCGCCGCGUCUCCCCGCAGGCCACGCGCCGCCACCCGGGAUGCAGCCCGCAGGCUGGGCGGCCGUCAGGGAGGCGGCGGCCCGCGACACGCUGGCGGCGGACCUGCGGUGCAGCCUGUUCACCUCGGCCCUGCAGAGCUACCGGCGGGACUCGGCGCUGCGGCCUUUCCCCGCGUCCUACGCCCGCCACGACUGCAAGGACUUCGAGGCCCUGCUUGCAGAUGCCAGCAGGUUACCCAACCUGAAAGAGCUUCUCCAGUCCUCUGAAGAUAAAGACAAACGGGCCUGGGACCUGCUGAGCUGGAUUUUAUCCUCAAAGGUCCUGACAGUCCACAGUGCAGGGAAGUCAGAGUUUGAAAAGAUCCAAAAGCUGACUGGUGCCCCUCACACUCCUGUCCCUGUGCCGGACUUCCUAUUUGAAAUCGAGUACUCGGACCCAGCGAAUGCCAAAUUUUAUGAGACCAAAGGAGAACGAGACCUAAUCUACGCCUUCCAUGGGAGCCGCCUAGAAAACUUCCAUUCCAUCAUCCACAAUGGCCUGCACUGCCACCUGAACAAGACAUCCUUGUUCGGGGAAGGGACCUACCUCACCAGUGACUUGAGCCUGGCCCUCAUUUAUAGCCCCCAUGGCUAUGGGUGGCAGCGUAGCCUCCUUGGCCCCAUCCUCAGCUGCGUGGCUGUGUGUGAGGUCAUAGACCAUCCAGAUGUCAAGUGCCAAACCAAGAAGAAAGAUUCCAAGGAGAUAGAUCGCAGGAGGGCGAGAAUCAAGCACAGUGAAGGGGGAGACAUCCCUCCAAAGUACUUUGUGGUCACCAACAACCAGCUCCUGCGAGUGAAGUACCUGCUGGUGUACUCACAGAAGCAGGCCAAGAGCAGGGCUUCCAGCCAGCUGUCCUGGUUUUCCAGCCAUUGGUUUACGGUCAUGAUAUUCCUGUACCUGCUGCUGCUGCUCAUAGUGAGUGUCAUCAACUCCUCCACUUUCCAACACUUUUGGAAUCGUGCGAAGAGAUAAUCUCUCUGGGCCUGGAGUGGGGACCACCUCCACCAUGUGCCUUGUUUUGUACCUCCCGUGCCCCGCAUCCAGCCAGGUUGAGCCUGCGGGCCAGUUGGGGACCACAGGACAAUUUUCAUAUGCCAUAAAUGUAUCGAUUGCCUUUGAUGAUGCUCCAGCCACACUCCGGCCAAGGGGGACCACUGGGCCCUCACUCAUAGGUUUUGGGGAGCCCUCCUGUCUGCUCCUGCCUAAACAGCCCUAGGGAGUUGGCUUUUCCAUCAGGGCCAAAGGAAAAAGUCCUGCUGCAUUUAAAAACAAAGUGUCCAAGCUGUCAGUGGUAUGUUUACAAUCGCUCCUGGCGGACGUUGGCCCUUUCUCUAAUGCCUUCUGGAAGGCGGAAAAUGCGUAGUGGGGACGAUAAAUCACUAGGCGGUUGCCUUGUUUUGACUUGAGACGCUCAAGAGGAAUAGUCAUGUUUCUCAUAAAAAUCGGUGGGGAUCGGUUUUUGAAUUCCAUCCACCUUUGUAAGUACAAAACAUUUUCAGUUUUCUCAAAUCAACAAACAGCAUUCUGCUGCAGCUGUAACCCCGUGCCCGACCAUGGAUGAGAAAGGAAGGAGUCAGAGUUCUGAUUAAAAAACACAAACCUAACACUGAGCAACUCAAGUGUCUUUUUCUAAAAAUUAACUAACUGCUAAUUAUAGCUGCAGGCCUGCCUCCUAUCUCGCUCUCAUGAAGCUGCCUUGAUUGUGGCCUGCCAGGCACAAGUGCCACGCCGGAGGCCCCCUGCCACUGUCAGCCUUCAAGACAGAGGCCUGCCUCAGUGUGUCACAGAUACGCGUGGACUGAGCCUGCCUCAGAGGGCUCACAGGUCUUUGGGACUCAAACUGGGCAGGAAAAGCCCCUGGCUGCCAGAGAGCCUUGGUUCUACUUGCCGUAUUCUCUGCCCCUCCUCCCUGCCCUGCUUCAGCCGUAAUGGAGCCCUGUCUUAUUGGUGGGGAUUGUGGGGAGAGGUUUCUGUAAGGAAUGGGGAAAGUAAUUUUCUAUAAUUUGUGAAGUGAAAAAGCCACUAUCAUGGUUUUUACAUUGAAUAUUGGAACAUUUCAAAAAUAAUAAAGGUAUUUUCCUAAUUA
Molecule: messenger RNA, 2311 nt
Organism: Myotis lucifugus (little brown bat)
Lineage: Eukaryota; Metazoa; Chordata; Mammalia; Chiroptera; Vespertilionidae
Gene: PARP16
Product: poly(ADP-ribose) polymerase family member 16
Exons: 6
Coding region: 226-1197 (323 amino acids)
Biological process (GO): endoplasmic reticulum unfolded protein response
Cellular component (GO): intracellular anatomical structure; membrane; endoplasmic reticulum tubular network
Molecular function (GO): protein serine/threonine kinase activator activity; NAD+ poly-ADP-ribosyltransferase activity; kinase binding
Source: RefSeq, a predicted model, not a curated record